Lytechinus variegatus (green sea urchin) is the source of this 2063-nucleotide messenger RNA. Its product is annotated as protein SpAN-like. The coding region runs from base 230 to 1975 and encodes 581 amino acids. Gene Ontology annotation, biological process: proteolysis. NCBI's taxonomy places the organism in Eukaryota, Metazoa, Echinodermata, Echinoidea, Temnopleuroida, Toxopneustidae. Gene Ontology annotation, molecular function: metalloendopeptidase activity; zinc ion binding. The record is from RefSeq and is a predicted model, not a curated record. The transcript has 7 exons.
UGACCAGAUUCAUCAGAUACGGACCAAGAGUCUAACAAGAGAAGAGAACCAGAAAUAAAGAGAAGACAUCGGAGAAGAACUCGAGGUUGACGAACAAGACAUCAGAAACGAACAAAGAAGGGACAAAAGACAUCAAGAUCGCUAUCGUACCUCAAGAAAUCAGUAAAUCGCUGACACAGAUGCAACUAUAGCAAUUCUCUACCAAGACACACCUUAAGAACUCACCGAGAUGAAAGUUGUACUUUUACUGACAGUCCUAGCUGUCAUAGCUCAGUGUAUCUUCGCAGCCCCAACCACUCAGAAAGAAGUUCCUGAGGAGAUGCCUCCUCCUAAGAAACCGCAGGACAGCGUCCCACAACACCACGAACCCAUCGAUGAGGAUCCGACUCCUGGAGCCUUUCAAGGAGACAUGAUGUUAACAGUAGAUCAACUGAGACAAAUCGAAGAGGCCAUCGAUGAUCAGAAGGCUGGUCGUAGGAAGAGAAAAGCUGUCAUCAAUCAGAAUGCUCGUUGGACCUUGAACAUCGUUCCUUAUGAAAUCUCACCAUCUUCAAGUGGUGAUAGCCAGGUGAUUCGUGCAGCCAUGGACCACUGGGAACAGCAUACAUGCUUGAGAUUCGAACCACGAACUUCCUCGCAUGCCAGUCAGCUCGGCCAUAACACAUAUCUUUCUUUCAUCAAGGGUAGUGGUUGCUGGUCCUGGGUAGGAAGGGGUUCUUUUCAUGCUAAUGGCGAACAACAGAUAUCCAUCGGACCAGGAUGCGAAUACCUCGGUAUUGUUGCUCACGAGAUCGGACACGCCAUAGGGUUCCAUCACGAACAAUCUCGACCAGACAGAGACGAUUACAUCAAUGUCCACUUUGAAAACAUCCAAUCCGGCUUUGAAGGCAACUUCGAAAAAUAUGACUGGAAUUAUGUGACGACACGCAACGUCGAGUACGACAUCGGCUCCGUCAUGCACUAUGGAUCACAUGGAUUCUCAAGGAAUGGUCAACCAACCAUCACGACCAUCGAUCCUCUUCAGAUGCAUCUCCUUGGUAACCGAGCUGGUCUUAGUAACGCCGACAUCAUCCUAGCCAACCUCAUCUACGGGUGCGACAAUCAAUGUUCGGGCUCUGAGCAAUGUCAGAACGGAGGAUACCAUGAUGCUAACUGUAUAUGUGUAUGUCCUCCAGGUUACAGUGGUGACUUGUGUCAGGAUGGAAGUGAACCUACCACUACACCACCAUGUUACCAAAGAUUGACUGACACACAGGGAGAGAUUACGUCACCAAACUACCCCAGUAACUAUGACAACAACCAGGAAUGCAUGUACCUUAUUGAGGGAGUUGCAGGGAGUACAAUUGAACUGACAUUCGUCGACAUGGACAUCGAAAACGAGAACCUCUGUCGCUACGACUCCGUCGAGGUUCGCAAAGACGAUAUCAACGCCAUCGGAGAGAAGUUCUGUGGUAGCACCUUACCCCCUGUCCAGAUCUCUAGCAGCAACCAGAUGUUGGUUUCUUUCACAUCUGAUUACAGCAUCACUGGGCGUGGUUUCAAAGCUACCUACGUCAUCCAGGGUGUUCCUACGACUGAGGCACCAACUACCACCCCUGAAACAACUACCAAUCCUCCUGUCGUCGGAACAUGUGGAGGAAGCUUUGAUGACAACCAAGGUUCAUUAGCAUCACCAAACUAUCCCGAAGAUUACAGCUGUUAUCUCCGGUGCGUCUACGUGAUCGAAGUGGAGGCUGAUCGUCGGGUUGAGCUGACAUUCGCAGACUUCUCGCUGGAGGAUCAGAGUUCUUGCCGAUGGGACGCACUGGAGAUCGAUCUCGGAGACGGUGUCAAAGUUCCUAUGAAGAUGUGUGGUUCUGAGUAUCCAGCCGCUUCUUUGGUGUCAAUCGGUAACAGGAUGGAACUAACACUGAAGACAGAUGGGUCUGUUACUAGUCGCGGCUUCAGAGCAGACUAUCGUGCAAUCGAUCUGUAAUUCGAUCCCUCAUUUACCAACAAAUAUAGUAGAAAAAAAUGAGAUAAAAAGUAAAAUGCUUGAAAUGUUCCUUCGACAUUAUUAUUUU